AUGCUCCGUUCUUAUGCAAAUGCCCUUGCCGGCGACUUGCUCAUUUCUACUCGUGCCCCUCCAGGUUCAGAGUCUGAUUUUGCUAUCGGUAAGUUCUGCAAUGUUCCGCAAUCAUUCCACGAGGCUCUUGAAAGUGGAGCAACUACUUACGGUAAGCUUCUCAAGGUGGAUAAUCCUACGCUUGCUGUCACCAGACCUUCUGUGGCUUGUGUAUUAGUUGAGGAGAUAUCACUCAUUGAGGAUAUAUCACUCAGCCAACUCCAGAUGAGAUAUGGAUUGAUACUAUUCACAACGGGUAUUGACAAAAGUAUGUUUGACCACAGUUCUAAUAUUUGCUAUCGCUUGUAUCAUCAUCUAAUGCCGAAUAUCACUGAAGAUCAGCUAUCCACCAUCCUUGCUGAGAAGGUGCAAUUCGAUCCUCUUUCCAACAUUGCAGUUCCAGAUGAAGAACAUGUAACUGUCCAUGUUAAGGGUAAAACUGAAUGCUACGAGUGCGAUCCAAAGCCCACUCCGAAGACGUAUCCGGUCUGCACUAUAACAAGCACUCCUUCGAAGUUUGUUCAUUGUAUUGUCUGGGCAAAAGAUUUACUCUUUGCGAAGUUGUUUGGCGAUAAAAGUCAGGAUAAUGAUUUGAAUGUCCGGUCUCAUAAUGCUGGUGAUGCAUCGAAAAAUACUGAAGAUGUAUUUGUGCGAAAUCCAGAUGAGGAUCCUGAGAAGUAUGGUCAGAGAAUAUAUGAUCAUGUUUUUGGAUAUAAUAUUGAACUGGCAUUAGCUAAUGAGGAGACAUGGAGAAAUAGAAAGAAGCCGAAGCCCAUCUAUAUAAAGGACGUGAUUUCUGAAAAUUCAUUUCAGAGCAAUGGAUAUUUGGCUAACAGGAAAAAUGAGGACAUGGCAAUCUCUGCCAUGCAAACUCUUGGUCUUAAAAAUCCACAGGACAUAUGGAGUCUUGAAGAAAAUAUGAAAGUGUUUUUGGAGGCUUUAAGUCUAUUUUAUAAGAAACGAGAGAAGGAUAUUGGGAACCUCACGUUUGACAAAGAUGACCAGUUAGCUGUAGAAUUUGUGACUUCUGCGGCAAAUAUCAGGGCUACAUCUUUUGGAAUUCCCAUGCACAGCCUUUUCGAAGCUAAAGGGAUUGCUGGGAACAUUGUUCAUGCUGUUGCAACCACAAACGCCAUUAUUGCUGGUCUUGUAGUUAUUGAAGCAAUUAAGGUUCUUCAGGGUGAUUUCAACAACUAUAGGAUGACAUAUUGUUUAGAGCAUCCAUCGAGGAAGAUGCUUUUGAUGCCUGUUGAGCCAUUUGAGCCUAAUAAAUCAUGUUAUGUAUGUGCACUAUAAAUUUAGCUUAAAUCUAGCAAAACUCCUCUCAUUUUGGAGAUUAACACUAGGACUGCAAAAUUACGAGACUUUGUUGAGAAAAUUCUAAAAAGCAAACUAGGCAUGACUCUUCCAUUGAUAAUGCAUGGAGCAAAUCUUAUUUUUGAGGAUGGUGAUGAUUUAGAGGAAGAUAUCGUCUCUAAUUAUGCUCGAAACUUAGACAAGGUUUUAGCUGAGCUUCCAUCCCCUGUUACAAGUGGAACGGUUCUCACAGUUGAGGAUCUUCUGCAAGAGUUGAAGUGCAAUAUUAAUAUCAAACACAGGGAAGAGUUCGACGACGAAAAAGAACCUGAUGGAAUGAUUCUCUCCGGAUGGACGCCAUCUGUCAAUGCUCACCAGUUCACAAACAAUGGCAAGAACACUCCAAACACACCUUCAGAUACAGCAGAGAUAAAACACAUCAACGGGCCCUAUAUGGUUCUCGAAAGACCACUCGGCGGCGGCGGCGCGAAGAGAAAGGCAUCAGAACUGGAAGAAAAUUCCCGAUUAGUCGACAACAACAAUGUCGUCGUUGAAGAUGACGAUCUCCUCAUACUCGACUCUCAACCCGAAGAUUUCCAGAGGAAAAAGGUCGAGCGGUUUGCCGCAUUGAGGAAAGCAUUCGCAUCUCUCAUGUCGGCUCUUCAGGUGAAGUUUUGGAGUCCUUUUGCUGUAUAUCUUUUGUAAUCCCUCCUCUUUUUUCUUCUUCUUCUUCUUCUUCUACCUUUUUCAGAACAAUGCUGCUAAUUUCUUUUGUUUUUUUUUGGAAUAUGAUUUCUUGAGUAGU
Molecule: messenger RNA, 2140 nt
Organism: Phalaenopsis equestris
Lineage: Eukaryota; Viridiplantae; Streptophyta; Magnoliopsida; Asparagales; Orchidaceae
Product: SUMO-activating enzyme subunit 2-like
Exons: 11
Biological process (GO): protein sumoylation
Cellular component (GO): cytoplasm; SUMO activating enzyme complex
Molecular function (GO): SUMO activating enzyme activity
Source: RefSeq, a predicted model, not a curated record